CAUGAACACUUUUCUGGUACUUUUUUCUUUGGGCUUUGUCUUUGCUUCUGCAAAAGAUAAUCAGACGUCGUUGGCGGCUUCUCCAGAUGAGCUUGAUCCUGAGAACAUCAUUACCAAUGGCUAUCCAGCCUACGAGGGCAAAGCUCCCUACAUCGUCAGUCUCCUGAUAAGAACGGAUAACAGCAAUAGCAUAGCAAUAGGCGGCGGCACCGUCAUCGGCCACAAUUGGGUGCUGACUGCCGCCCAUUGUUUAACCACGGACUAUGUUGACAUUCAUUAUGGCUCCACUUGGCGAGGCAAUGGCCAAUAUUAUCACCGAGUGCGAAACAACAACUUUAUUCGUCACCAUCUCUGGCCCAAUACCAAUGGUAACGACAUUGGUCUGAUUCGCACUCCCCACGUUGAUUUUACAACAAGGGUCAACAAGGUUAAUCUGCCAAGAUUCAAUCAACAAAAUGAACUCUUUGAAAACUGGUGGGUCGUUGCUUGUGGUUGGGGAGGACAAGCCAAUGGUAAGCUGGCUGACUGGCUACAGUGUGUGGACCUACAAAUCAUGGGCAACAACGAGUGCGAAAGAAGCUACGGCAGUCUGCCAAAUGGCAUAUUGUGUGUGAGAACCCCUGGUGGAAAGUCCACCUGCGGUGGUGACUCCGGCGGUCCAUUAGUAACACACGAUAAUCCCAUUCUAGUGGGUGUAACAUCAUUUGGUUCUGCAGAAGGCUGCACGGUCGGAAAACCAGCUGGUUUUACACGUGUGACCGCUCACUUGGACUGGAUACGUCAACAAUCUGGAAUCGCUUACUACUAAGCAAUACAAUUUGUUAAACAACAAAGUAAACACCAAAAAAAAAAAACCAUUGCAUAAUAAAAUUUGCUCUUCU
Molecule: messenger RNA, 881 nt
Organism: Drosophila hydei
Lineage: Eukaryota; Metazoa; Arthropoda; Insecta; Diptera; Drosophilidae
Product: serine protease 1-like
Exons: 1
Coding region: 2-808 (268 amino acids)
Biological process (GO): proteolysis
Molecular function (GO): serine-type endopeptidase activity
Source: RefSeq, a predicted model, not a curated record